Messenger RNA from Suillus plorans, 1228 nucleotides. RefSeq names its product nucleotide-diphospho-sugar transferase. The transcript is spliced from 10 exons. Gene Ontology annotation, cellular component: membrane; Golgi apparatus. The coding region runs from base 69 to 935 and encodes 288 amino acids. NCBI's taxonomy places the organism in Eukaryota, Fungi, Basidiomycota, Agaricomycetes, Boletales, Suillaceae. Gene Ontology annotation, biological process: cell wall mannoprotein biosynthetic process; protein N-linked glycosylation. The record is from RefSeq and is a predicted model, not a curated record. Gene Ontology annotation, molecular function: alpha-1,2-mannosyltransferase activity.
CACUUACAAGAUCGCAAAGCGAACGCCUCGAUCGUCGUACUUGUACGGAACUCUGAGCUUUGGGAAUCAUGAGCAGUAUGAAGCAACUCGAGGAUAGGUUCAACAGGAAGUUCCAGUAUCCUUAUGUCUUCCUCAACGACGAGCCCUUUACGCAGAGCUUCCAGGAUGCCACAGUUGAAUUCGGUCUCAUCCCAUCCGACCAUUGGCAUCAACCAUCGUGGAUCGAUGAAGAACGAGCAAGCAAGUCUCGCGAUGACAUGAUUAGGAACGAUCGUUUCAUACCGGAAUAUGUGUCGCUUCAAUUCUGGCUUCUUCUAUCGACACGAGCUCUUGCAGAAGUACCGAUACUAUUGGAGAGUCGAGCCAGACAUCCAGCUUUUCUGCGACGUGGACUAAGAUCCCUUUCUCAUGAUGCAAGACCAAAACAAGGUGUACGGCUUUACGAUAAAAUUCCAGCUACCAUCCCAACGUUAUGGAACAUCCUUUCAUUGAUGCUAAUCCUGACUCCUGGCAAUGCGAUGGAAUUUCUCUCUGACGAUGGCGGAGAGUCCCACAGUCUGCGUCACUUCUGGAGCAACUUUGAAAUCGCAGAUCUUGACUUCUGGCGAGGCGAGGCAUAUUCGAAAUUUUCCGAAUAUCUUGAUGAGCAGGGUGGAUUCUAUUAUGAGCAUUGGGGAGAUGCACCAGUUCAUAGCAUCGGAGCUGCACUGUUCGCGAAGAAGGAACAAAUUCACUUCAAUGACAUCGGGUAUCAACACGAACACUUCGAGCACUGUCCACAGGGAGAUGUGCACACGAAAGGGAAAUGCUGGUGCAACCUUGAUAAGAGUGUCGGCAAGUAUCUCUAUGCAAAUGUUGAACUACCACUGAAGCUGGUUUCUUCAGACUAUCAGGUAUAUUCAUGUCUUUACCAACACGACAAGCUAUUAUUGUAGACCGAAACAUCAGCGCUGUCACGAUGUUCUUAGCAGUGAGCAAUGUGUCCCUAUAUGACACUAGAUGCCGCACUCCACGAUCUACCUCUGAGAGCCGUAUUCACGAUGGACUGUACUAUACCUAGUCAAUGAUGUGGUUUUGACUUGUAGAAUUGGUUGCGAUGCCAUGAUUGCUCUGGUUUUUACUCACGGACACUUCUAGUUGUAUGACGUGCACGCUCGUUAGUAUGCGUCAGUGACAUCCAGUAGGACUUCCGUACAUCGCCAGCUGUCUAAUUUGUCCAACUUGAAGA